This is a messenger RNA of Uloborus diversus, 1818 nucleotides long. Its product is annotated as T-box protein 2-like. Gene Ontology annotation, cellular component: nucleus. Bases 114 to 1622 code for a protein of 502 amino acids. Gene Ontology annotation, biological process: cell fate specification; positive regulation of DNA-templated transcription; regulation of transcription by RNA polymerase II. Gene Ontology annotation, molecular function: RNA polymerase II cis-regulatory region sequence-specific DNA binding; DNA-binding transcription factor activity, RNA polymerase II-specific. The transcript is spliced from 6 exons. The record is from RefSeq and is a predicted model, not a curated record. NCBI's taxonomy places the organism in Eukaryota, Metazoa, Arthropoda, Arachnida, Araneae, Uloboridae.
GUGUGUGUUCGAUGUUCUGUGAAACGAGAUAGAAUUCGACAUCGAACUCGUGUUCCCAGAUUAGAUGCUCUGAAGAAUCGUAGGCGGUAAAAGUUUCUACUAAUACUCAGCCGAUGACCCUGGAUUCUCCAUUCUUGCCACCUUCAGGGAUGGCCUUCCAUCCCCAUUUCUACAACUACGGCUUGCCACCGACUGAACCUUAUCCGCCACCGCCGGGCCUUACUUCUUUCAUGGAUUACCGGACUAACUCAUUUUUGACCCCAGCGUCCUCCUAUCCAUUUUUCGGACAUUCCUUAAUGUACCCGCCGCCGCCGUCCUGUUUCGGCGGCAAGGAAUUCUCAACCGCCGGCUACCGAGCUGUUCCCGACGCUGAAGAAGACGACGGGGUCAAAGAUAAUCCCGAAGUGACUCUGGAAUCGAAAGAACUCUGGGAUCGAUUCCACGCAUUGGGGACAGAGAUGGUCAUCACCAAGUCAGGAAGACGAAUGUUCCCUGCUUUCAAAGUCCGAGUCAGUGGUCUGGACAAGAAAGCCAAGUACAUUCUCCUGAUGGAUAUUGUGGCUGCAGACGACUGUCGGUACAAAUUCCACAACAGCAGGUGGGUUGUGGCCGGCAAAGCUGACCCCGAGAUGCCCAAGAGGAUGUACAUCCAUCCCGACAGUCCUUCUACGGGCGAACAGUGGAUGCAGAAAAUUGUGUCCUUCCACAAACUAAAGAUCACAAACAACAUAUCCAAUAAACAUAGUCAUACAAUUUUAAAUUCUAUGCAUAAAUAUCAACCGAGGUUUCACGUUGUCCGUGCAGACGACAUCACAAGGCUACCAUUUAAAAAAUUUCGAACGUUCACGUUCGAGGAGGCUGACUUCAUUGCUGUCACGGCAUAUCAAAACCAAAAGAUAACAAAGUUGAAGAUUGAUAACAAUCCUUUUGCCAAAGGGUUUCGAGAAUCCGGAGGAUGCAAAAGAGUGAAAAGGAAAGCUACAGACGAUUUUUUCUUUGAAAAAGAAGACGACAAACUCUCAGAAGACGGCAAAUGGCCAACUUCAGAAACCGAACGGUCCACACCAGGGAAGGAUUCCUCAGAUGAACCAAAGUCGGAACCUUGUGAAGUUUCUUCCACUUUCCAAACCACCCCAACCAAAUCUAGUGCAAAAGAACCAAGUACAACGAACUCCCCUUUAAUUUGCCAAACGGGCAGAUUGUGUUCAUCAGGUUGCAAUAGUUAUUUAGAACGCUGUUUAGCGGAUCACCAAAUAAACAAUCCAGACAGCAAGAGGUUGCAUUUCAGUCCUCAUACCAAUCCGUAUGCACUAUCUUGUUGCACAUCUCCUUCAGAAUACCAGACUGCUGCAGACCAAGACACCUUGAGGACUAGUCUCGGGGAUUCAUCAUUUCCCUCUUCAUCUUUAUUUCACGGUUCACCAUUUUCACCUUCUAGUGCAUUCAUCAACAGCAGAUUACCACUUAAGCCUAGCCCUGUGAUUGGAAUCCCAACAAAUGGUUAUCACUUAUUUAACACAAUACCCGACCCUUCGGUCUUGUUACAGAAUGAAGAUUAUAGAAGGGCACUCUUAUCAUCUGCUUUAGCACAGCACAGGUAUUUUCCUUACUUCUGCCGAUGACAGUGGCAGAGCACUGACACCUUUUGAUGUGAUUCUCUUUUGUGAAAAGCAGUGCUGUAGUUGGGAAGAAAUGUUUGGGGGAACGCACCCUAUACAUUUUAAAUGGCAUAGGUGAGAAAUUUUCGUGGGCAAAGAACAGGUCGGUUUAGAUUACUUAUGCCCACUUAAAUUCAAAAAGCGGAUAUUUAUUUUAUUU